CAUAAAAUCAAUUUUGCCACGGUACACUUUCCCUUUUGUUCCCCUCCUUCUCCGUCUUUCUCCCCCAUUUCUCGAGUAAACUGAGUGGAAUUUGUGAUUACUGUCUCAAACCUUAAGAAAACUCCCAAACCCGAGUUGCAUUGGUGAAAGCCUUAACAGGUCUCAAAUUCAGUCUUUCAAAAACCCUAUUUUUGUCCAUUUUUGCGCACCAAACGACCAUCAUUGCUGUCGUUUUGGCUGAAAAAAAAAAUAUUUGAACUCGCCAACUCGAUUGCAAGAUCGCUAAUUUGGGUGAGUUCAUGGCGAGUCCACCGAGUAUGCUCCAGAAACGAGUUUGCUUCUCGGAAGCUAUGUGCACGAACGAAAACUCGUAUGGUUUUACAGAUCAAUGCUGAAGUCCCUACCUUUCUGUACUGUAUUUGAACUCCAUGCUGGAGCUGAUAAUGAAGUUGAAGGAAGCUCAAUACAACAACGUUUAGUUUGAACUGCAUUUGUCAGAAGCUUAGACAUACCACAAAUACCUACCAACAACCAACAAGAGACAACUGAAAAUGCCGGUUAUGAAGCGAUAUGUUCUGAGAUUGUUCAUAUCAUUGAAGUAUAUCACUGCAAACGUGGUAGACAGAAGCAAUGGUCGAAUUGUAGCAACAUCAUCCACAGCAGAACAUACCAUUAAAGGGUCACUUGAGUGUGGCAGGUCCUGCAAUGCUAAAGCAGCUACUGUUGUUGGAGAGGUAUUGGCUAGGCGGCUCAAAGUUGAGGGCCUCAAUGAAGGAGAAGGAAGAGGGAUUCAUGCAAACAUAGGUAAAGAAGUAGGGAAGAAAGGAUUUAAGAACCAAACCAAGGUUUGGGCUGUUAUGAAUGCUCUCAAGAACAAUGGUGUCAAACUCAUCCUCGAUGAUGAAAACGAUGACAAAAAUUCUUGGCCUGGUUCAUAAUUAAAAUAUCAUGAUGCUAUCGUUUCAGGUACAAUCUGCUGAAAUAUGUAAUUGGAUUAUCAUUUCUUGCAUUUGACAUCUAUUUGGUAACUAUUUCUUCCUCCAUAGUUUCUUCCUGCAUCUCCAUAAGGUACGAGAAAUGUCAAAAGUACCUAUUAUCUUAUUCAAAUAUACAUUUCGGAUUUAAUAAUUCAAAAUACAUUUAUUAUUUGUAUUCCAUAAUGCAUAAUCUGAAAUACAAAAUUUGUAUUAUGAAAUGCAUAAA
This is a messenger RNA of Vigna angularis (adzuki bean), 1203 nucleotides long. RefSeq lists its product as uncharacterized. Gene Ontology annotation, biological process: translation. Gene Ontology annotation, molecular function: structural constituent of ribosome; 5S rRNA binding. NCBI's taxonomy places the organism in Eukaryota, Viridiplantae, Streptophyta, Magnoliopsida, Fabales, Fabaceae. The transcript has 4 exons. Gene Ontology annotation, cellular component: ribosome. The record is from RefSeq and is a predicted model, not a curated record. The coding region runs from base 552 to 938 and encodes 128 amino acids.